Messenger RNA from Gigantopelta aegis, 8081 nucleotides. RefSeq names its product N-alpha-acetyltransferase 15, NatA auxiliary subunit-like. Gene Ontology annotation, molecular function: protein binding; protein-N-terminal amino-acid acetyltransferase activity. The record is from RefSeq and is a predicted model, not a curated record. The transcript is spliced from 21 exons. Lineage: Eukaryota; Metazoa; Mollusca; Gastropoda; Neomphalida; Peltospiridae. Gene Ontology annotation, biological process: N-terminal peptidyl-methionine acetylation. The coding region runs from base 94 to 2643 and encodes 849 amino acids. Gene Ontology annotation, cellular component: NatA complex; cytoplasm.
CUUGGAAUUCGCACCUCGUGGUGCCGUCUUAGGUCGGCAACGUCAAGUUAAUUAGCUGAAAAAACCUGUUACUUUUAACGUAUUUUAAUCACCAUGCCAACAAAUAAUCCACUUCCCCAAAAAGAAAAUGCACUGUUUAAAAGAAUUUUGAAAUGUUACGAGCAGAAGCAGUACAAAAAUGGUCUGAAGUUUGCUAAGCAAAUAUUGACGAAUUCAAAGUUUUGUGAACAUGGAGAAACGUUGGCUAUGAAAGGUCUGACCUUAAAUUGCUUGGGAAGAAAAGAGGAGGCAUAUGAAUAUGUCCGAAGAGGACUUAGAAAUGAUCUCAAGAGCCAUGUCUGCUGGCAUGUGUAUGGACUUUUACAGCGAUCUGACCGCAAGUAUGAUGAAGCCAUCAAAUGCUACAGGAAUGCUUUGAAGUGGGACAAAGAUAACUUGCAGAUUUUGAGAGAUUUGUCACUACUUCAAAUACAAAUGAGAGAUCUCGAAGGAUAUCGGGAAACAAGAUACCAGCUGUUGGUUUUACGACCAGGUCAAAGGGCAUCAUGGAUAGGGUAUGCAAUGGCCUAUCAUUUGUUGAAAGAUUUUGACAUGGCUUUAAAAAUCUUAGAGGAAUUUAGAAAAACACAGAUGCCUAAACCAUAUGACUAUGAACAUUCUGAACUUUUGAUGUACCAAAACCUGGUCAUGCGUGAAGCUGGCAUGUAUCAAAGAGCACUGGAACACCUCACAACCUUUGACAAGCAAAUGGUUGAUAGACUGUCAAUGCAAGAAAUAAAAGCUCAACUUCUAGUGCAGCUGGGCAGAAAAGGUGAUGCUGUUGAUAUUUGCCUAGAUCUGAUUGAUAGAAAUCCAGAAAAUUGGGCCUAUUAUAAAGGCCUGGAGGAAGCAAUCAAUCCAGACUCGAUUGAGGAGAAGAUGAAAAUCUAUGCGGAUGCUCAGUGUCGGUAUCCUCGAGCGUCGAUGCCAAAGAGACUACCACUGAAUUUUACUACAGGUUUGUUUUCACAUGCUUACGUUGUUGAUAAGUGUACUUGGAGUCUACUUCUUUUCUUUCUUUCUUUCUUUUUUUUUUUUAUCAAAAUUAUAGAAGAACUUGUUCUCAGUUAUGAACAGCAUCUGAAGUCCUGUGGAUAUUUUCAUCCAAAAGACGCUGAAACGGGUGAGGAGAAGGAACCAGCGACUGCCAUACUGUGGACGUAUUAUUACCUUGCUCAGCAUUUUGACUUCAUGGGCGACAUGGAGAAAGCCAUGGGCUACAUGGAUCUCGGACUGGAGCACACGCCACUGCUCAUUGAACUCUUCACGCUGAAAGCGAAAUUAAUGAAGCAUGCAGGUGAUAUGGAGGAGGCUGUAAGGCUAAUGGACGAGGCUCAGUCGCUAGACACAGCUGACCGAUACAUCAACUCCAAGUGUGCCAAGUACAUGCUGAGAGCCAGUCUUAUCCAGGAGGCAUCAGACAUGUGUACAAAGUUUACCAGGGAAGGUGUAUCUGCCACAGAAAACCUGAAUGAGAUGCAGUGCAUGUGGUUCCAGACAGAGUGUGCCGCUGCUGCACAGAGACUUGGAAAGUGGGGAGAAGCUCUCAAAAAAUGUCAUGAAGUCGACAGGCAUUUUACUGAGAUUAUUGAAGAUCAGUUUGAUUUCCAUACAUACUGCAUGCGCAAGAUGACACUACGUGCCUAUGUUGGUCUGCUACGGUUGGAGGACAAGCUGCGCAACCAUCCAUUUUAUUUCAGAGCCGCUAAAAUAGCCUUAGAGAUUUACUUGCAUUUACAUGAUCAUCCAUUAAAGGAAAAUGAACAAGAAAAUAGUUUAGAUACAGAAAAUUUAACACCAAGUGAAUUGAAGAAAAUAAAAAGGAAACAGAAGAAAGCUGCUAAGUUGGCUGAACUGGAGAAAGAAAAGCAGAGAGCGGAACUUGAAAAACGAGAGAGUGCCAACAAGAAGGCAUCUGAUGGAGAUUUGGAUGGACCUAAAGAGGAGGAACUGGUGCCAGACAAGUUGGCAAGGGUUUCAGAUCCUUUGGACCAAGCUGUUCGAUUUUUGAAACCACUACAGCUGUUAUGUCCAAAUCGAAUAGACACUCACAUAUUUGCUUAUGAACUCUAUUCUAGAAAGGGUAAAUUAUUACUAAUGCUUCAGUCAAUCAAACGGGGCUUCCAAGCUGAUGCAAAUGAUCCUAGGUUCCACGUAUGUAGGAUGCGAUUUUUAGAACAUGUCACAACCAGGCAGAAAGAACUGAGUGAACCCAUCAAAUCUGUGAUAUCCUGUGAAGUGGAGAAGUUGUACAAAGGCAAAGACGCCAAAACCAUUAAUGAAGAAUUUAUAGCAAGUAACUCCAAGUCAUUAGAACAUCUACUGGCAGGUGCUCGUAUUAUGUAUGAAUUGGACCCAUCAACUCAACAGAGGGCUACCUCAUUGGCAAUGACCCUAUCAAAGGAUGUCAAAGGAGUGACAGUCAAGAACUGCAUUGAAGUUCUGGAGUGUUUGUGCAGAGGCGAUUUCGGCAAGUGUGAGAAGGCCGCACGGGACUAUACAGCAAUGUGUCAUAAUAUUUUCCCUUAUGCAACAGCUUUUAUGAUUCCUGCUAACACACAGUCAGACCAGAUAGUAGUAGCAAAUGGAUCGGCAUCCUCCUAGGCUAUUAAAUUGAGACACGAAAAUGGUUUGCAUAUCCAAAGACGAUGGAAUAAUAACUAAUAAAAACAAUUGUUGGUGGUGAACUGAUUUGUAUGUACCAGUACUUUUAGGUACUGCAUUUAAUAAACCAUGGCAGUUCUUGCAUGCUGAAAUGUUUGGUUAUAAAGGCUUUGUUGCCUAGUCAGGUUUGCUGUAUUAAAAAAAUGGAAGUGUUUAUGUAACUAUGACUAUCAAAACUACUGAUCUUAUUUGAUGUGUGUUUAAAAAAAAAAGAAAAAAAAAGUGACUAAGAACAGUGUAAAAAAAUUGUUGAGCUACCUGUUGUAAAACCUGUGAUAAAAAUUGUUUCAUACAUGAAUCAGACCAAUUCUUGGAGAGCAAGAAUGCCCGUGCGGUGUACAGACUCCCUGAUGUUUAGAUGGGGAAGACGAUCUAUUGCUCUUAACACACCACGUGUCUGUUGUAUUAGUUUACCACAAUUACGUCAAUUCACAUUUCAUGUUUUAGAUCUGUUUCUGUUCCUGCAUUUGUUGCUACUGCAAUUAACAGGAUUUCAAAAGAAAAUUGGCAGUAGAGGAGAUAACCAUUUUCAAAACAUGUUGUUAUAUAACAUGAAGCUCUCUUUAUAAAAUGAGUGGAAAUGUUUGAAAGGAAUUGUAAUAUAUAUAAUUGUAAUUGUGUUUAAAUGUGUAUUAGGCAAGUGCUUCACGUAACUCGGGACUUACACAACAUGAUAGAGCUGUAUGGAGCAAAAUAUUAAUGUAGGUAGUGAUAGGCAUUGGGGUUUUUCCCCCUUAUAAAACUACAUACUGAUGCAGUUUGUAAUACUGAGUUGGCAGGUAUGUAAAUUUGCUGAAUUGUUCCAUCACAAAGCAUCUGUAUAGAUGAUGUUUAAAAAAAAAAAAAGACUCAACAUGAAACUUUGUGUACACUUCGUUUCACAAAUAAUCCAGAUAUUUGUGAUUGUUAACACUUGCUGUAUUCUGUCGACAUCAUAAUGUAUUCCUAAGUAGUUAAUCAGAAAGCAGAUAACUGACAAGUAAUGGAAGUGUAAUCUAAUGGGGAUGGCAAAUGGUAAUGUCUGCUUUCCUCAGCAGUUAUUUAAUUUUUUAAAUAAACAUUAACAGUAGUGCCAAAUUAGUUUUCCUAUUUGCUUGUAUGAUCCGAACAACAAAACCACUUAACAUUCAAACUAAUAGUGCAGCUUACAAUUCAAGCUAAUAUAGCACAAGGCAGUCCAAGGGAUGUUUUGGGUGGGAUGUAGCCCAAUGCUAAACUCCUCGCCUGAUGUGCGAUCCAUCUAGAAUUGAUGAACAUCGAUGGGCACUUGGGCUAUUUCUCAUUCCAGCUAAAAAAAAGCUGUCGUAUGUACUAUCCUGUCUGUGGUAUGGUGCAUAUAAAAGAUCCCUGGCUGCUAAUUGAAAAGAAUAGCUUAUGGCAUGGCAGCAGCUGGGUUCCUCUUUCAGUAUUUUUAUGGUCCUUGACAUUAAAAUGUGUUGUGUGUGUUAAAUAAAAUAUGUUGGGGUUUUUUCCCCCAAGGGAUGUUAUGGUAUAGUUGUGAUGGUAUGCUGACAUAAUGUCCUUCAAUCUGUCUACUGAUGACAUGCGAUCUGCUUCAUGUAUCGAGUUGACAUGUUUUUCCAAUUCAGGCAGUGAGGAGGUUUGAUUAUUUUGUGAUUACAAAUACAUUGAAAAAAGAAUAACAAACCUUAAAUGCUUGAUAUACCCAAUACUGCAAGACACCUCAUAAAGUCUAUGAUUGCAAACUAUAGAGGUUUUAAAUUUUGAACAUCGAUUUUACAUCAAACGUAAUAAUCUCGCCAGUCUAAAAAUAUUCUCUCUACACAAAUGUGGUUUUUGGUGGCUUGAAUAUUAAGAUUUUGUUAACAUGUUUUGGGAGGAUUGUUCUAUCUUUGAUGUCAUGACAACGUGAAGUGCUUGCCAAGAUUGUGUGUGUGUGAGAAUGUGAGCGUGCUCAGUAUAAUAUGCACUGCAGACGUCUAAUGUGAUAUUGUCUGCCCGAGUUUGGUCCAAACUUAGAGAAACUGUUUUAGUUAAGAAGUUUGGAUCUUUAGAUCAUGAUGUUCAUAAAUGUUUUUUAAAUAUAAUUUUUGAAAAAUUAAUUUUAAAACAUUAAUUAUCUUGCAAGUUGUAAAAUGUAAUUAUUUAUUAUCUCUCUAUGUUCAUGUAUUAUAUAUAUUUUUGGCACACAGUAUCAUUUCGGUGCCAUCUGAAUCUUAUGCGCCAUGUUGUUAUUUUAUUAAACAAUUUUCAACAUUAAUUAGUCUUCUACCAACUCUGUCAACUACUGCUUUUUAAAAAAAAACCCACCAAAAAAGCCAUUUCCAUUCCGUAACUGGAAAUUUAUAAUAGAUACUGCAUCAUUGGAUUUCAUUUCUCUUAUUCAGCAUUUUAUUAAGAAAAAUUCUAAAACCUGAAUAUGCUUCACAGUAUUUGAAUUGUAUGUUGGACGUUUUUUAAAUUCUAAGUUAAAAGAUAUUUAAACAAAGUAAGACCUCUUUCCGGCUGACAGAUACAAAGAAAUAAAAUAGUUUUUUUUUUUUUUUAAUUGCAUUAUCCUUAGCUGUUGGGAGACCCAAAAAUUAUUUCAAAUCUAAUUUAAAUUUAAUAUAUUAUCUCAUUUCGUUAGCAUUUAUGUCUACUGCUCCUGAUACCAUUUUCCAGUGGUUUAUAUAUGUAUUUUAUAGUUUAUAUAUAAAAGGUAUAGGUCUCUGUACCUCAUCUGAGGUGAUAUAAAUGAUUGGUUGUUGGAUUUCACUUGGCAGGUGGUUCCAUGAAAUAACACAAUCUAUGUGUAACUGUUCAACUGAGAAGCUCAUAGCAGUAAAAAAAAAAAAAUUCACUUGUUUUGAACUGAAAGGCUUCAGUGAUAAUAUUGCAUGGUUUUGUAUUUUUCUAAGUAGUUUCAGAGUUCAUACAAAAUGAAUGAUACUAGGAUUGGCUAUCGGGAAGAAGCCUACAUAAAAGCCUAUCCCUAAAGUCGUUUCAAAAGGUUAAUGACCUAGGUUAAAGAUUGUAAAAAUGUUAUUCAUAAAUGAUUGAUGCAUUCUAUAUCUUUCAAGCCAUUGACCCGAAUUUCUGGGGUACUAACAAUAUGAAUUUAGUACAAAGUCUAAACCAAGAGAGAGAGACAUUAGAUUUGUCAAAAAUCACAAUUUAGGCAAAUGUAAGUGGUCAUGUUACCUUUACUGAAUUAACAGCUUAAAUCGGGGGUUACACUGGACAAAAUUUGUUUUAGCCAAUUUUCAGAUAUGUAGGGGAUUUGUCUGAAAAUUAUUAAAAAGCAGCUAAAUUUUAUUAGCCAAAUAAAAAUUAGCAGUUGUCUAAUUUGGCAUUAGGGCAGGGUGAGACCUGAGCUUAGCUUUCCUUAAAUUGAAAAAGAAAGAAAAAGUAAACCUUUCGAGUUCCUGCUGUUGGCUGCUGUGGUGUUGUUUAAAACACAAAAAUCAAUCUCUGUAUAUAUAUAUAUAUACAUGUAUAUAUAUAUAUAUAUAUAUACAUGUAUAUAUAUAUAUAUAUAAUUCACAUAGAAUAGAUGUAUACAUGUUCGAGUAGUAUUGGCCCCAAAAUUGUUCAACCACUGUUAAGAAAAACACAUAAGAUAGUGUAACAGAGACAAUGUGGUUUUUAGUUUGUGAUAAUCCCCACUCUUCCCCUCUCCCUCCCACCACCACCCCCCCCCCCCCCCCCCCCCCCCCCAAUCCACAAUCCACCAUGAUAGAAGAAUAAAAAACAAAUAAACCCAAGAUAACUUCAGUCUAGAACAGCUAAGGAAUGCUUGAUACUUUAGCACAGCAGUUGAAGUAAGUAACCUCUUUAAACAAUAUCAGUUGAAGUAAGUAACCUCUUUAAACUAUCAGUUGAAGUAAAGUAACCUCUUUAAACAAUAUCAGUUGAAGUAAAGUAACCUCUUUAAACAAUAUCGGUUGAAGUAAGUAACCUCUUUAAACAAUAUCAGUUGAAGUAAGUAACCUCUUUAAACCUUUAAAAAAAAAAGUAUAUGGUAUUUUACCAUGCGAUUACCGUGAUUAGAGUAAUGCCAUGUUUAUCAUUUUCAAGAUUCCUUUACAGUAAAUUUGGAUUUGCAUAAUUCAACUUUUAGUUUCACAAAGCAUGGACCUAUUUACUAAACACCCCUGAUUUCUUGAUUGUGAAAUUUUUUGUGUGUAUAAUUUAAAGUUUCUUACAGAAUGUGAUUUAAAUAUGUUGAUGAGUGCUAUAUAUGCUAAUUGCGAGUGUUUAUAAAAUUCAGUUUUUUUUAAAAAGAAGAGAUUAUCCAAAAUCUUAUCUGCCGUUAUAUUCAUUAUGUUACAGAGAUUAUCAUUAUAGCUUUGGUAUUUCCCAUAAAUGUUCACUAAAAUUUAUAAAACCAUUGAAAUUAAUAAAACCAUUUGAAAUAGCAUUGCUUGCACCAAAUAAUUAUAAGUUGCAAUUAGCAUCAUAAAUUCAUAGUUAAAAUCAUUUUAAAAUUUACUUAACCACUGAUUAAGUUAACUUGAAUUUGCACCUGGUAUACAAAGUACAUGGCUGCAAGUUCUAUGCCUAAACUUUUAGUAUAUUUAGUGCAUCUUUUUCAAAAAUAUAUAUUAUCCAGCAUUUGAAAUGUAUGUGUGUGUCCAUGCAAGUAAAAAUUUGCAAAAGAAGUAAAAUGUACCAUACUUAUCUGGGGCCUAAUUCACAAAGGUCUCUUAGGCUCUGUUAGACAACAUGCGGAAAGUAGCAAAGUUAGGGUCUACUACCAUUUUGAUUGUUGAAAUUGAACAAUAUUAUUUUGUUGUCCCAGAAAUGGUAUAAAAUGCUGCUCCAUAUUUUUGUCUCGCCAUUAUGUAGUGAAAAGGUGAGGGAUGUGUAUUUCUUUUCCAGCAGCAGUAGCAGUGGUGACAACUUGUGCGUUAAAAGUUCUGUGUUUAGAUAAGUUUCUCACAAACUUGUAAAGUCCUAGAUAAACGAAACUGUUUGCAGUUGCACCAGUGGAUGUUCAUAACAGAGCACCAAAAACUUUAUGGUAGGCAAGUCAUUCAAUUCGGUGUAUAGCUGAUGUGUCUGCUUUUUAUAUGGACUGCACCCAUUUCACAUUCUGAGCUAUGUUAGUAUACUGUUUUGUGUUUGUCAGUCUGUCAUGUGAUGAAUCCGUUUUCUUAUUCUGCUUUAACCUUUUUUUGUGUGUGUGUGUGUGUGUGUGUGUGAUAUUAGCCAGUUGCAUGUAAAAUGUGGAUAAUAAAACCAUUUGCAUCCGAGUGGAAAUACCAAUGCUACAAUGUUAUGCUUUGUAAGAACCGUGUGUAACUGAUUGUGUAGAAUAUGAUGGAAAUGUGUAUUUUCAACAGCAUCUCCACUGAACCCAUGUCUGUGCUUUUCAGAAAGACGAGUGUGCUACUUGUGAAUAAAAUUUAUUCAUCUUUUUUAUGCAUUCCUAA